Messenger RNA from Patella vulgata (common limpet), 3053 nucleotides. RefSeq names its product ubiquitin-like modifier-activating enzyme 5. Bases 185 to 1378 code for a protein of 397 amino acids. The transcript has 12 exons. Gene Ontology annotation, biological process: protein ufmylation. Gene Ontology annotation, cellular component: cytosol; cytoplasm. NCBI's taxonomy places the organism in Eukaryota, Metazoa, Mollusca, Gastropoda, Patellidae. The record is from RefSeq and is a predicted model, not a curated record. Gene Ontology annotation, molecular function: UFM1 activating enzyme activity.
UUUGUCCAGCCUUUUUGUUCCCUUUAUAAACCAACGAAAAUAAGACCGGUCAAUCUCGAUUAACUCCACGUUUAAUUUCAUCACAUCAACAAUUAUUCAAGACGAAACAUAUUGUGACUAAUAAUUUUAAUUUGGACUAAUUCUUGAUCGUUUUGGACAACAACAACAGUUAAAAAAAGACAACAUGGCGACGAUAGAAAGUCUCCAAAAGAAAAUAAAAGAAUUGGAAGCUCAGCUACAAAAAGAAAGAAAUGAAAAACAACAAAUAAAUCGGCCGAAAAUUACACAGAUGAGUUCUGAAGUUGUUGAUUCCAAUCCAUACAGUCGAUUGAUGGCGUUAAAGAGGAUGGGAAUAGUUGAUAAUUAUGAGAAAAUCCGUGAUUAUACAGUUGCUGUUGUAGGAGUGGGUGGGGUGGGGAGUGUUACAGCCGAGAUGUUAACCAGGUGUGGUAUAGGAAAGUUAUUGUUGUUUGAUUAUGAUAAAGUGGAGCUGGCCAAUAUGAACCGGUUAUUUUAUCAACCUCACCAAGCUGGUAUGAGUAAAGUCGAGGCUGCUGAGAAAACACUCAAAGAAAUUAAUCCUGAUGUAGAAUUUGAAGUUUAUAAUUAUAAUAUAACGACAAUGGACAACUUUAAUCAUUUUAUGGAGAGAAUCAAAAAUGGUGGUCUAAAAGAAGGAGAACCUGUUAAUUUAGUUUUAAGUUGUGUUGAUAAUUUUGAAGCCAGAAUGACAAUAAAUACAGCGUGUAAUGAAUUAGGCCAGAAUUGGAUAGAAUCAGGAGUAAGUGAAAACGCUGUUUCUGGUCAUAUACAGUUUAUAAUACCAGGAGAAACAUCCUGUUUUGCUUGUGCUCCUCCACUAGUUGUAGCAACUAAAACUGAUGAGAAGACGUUAAAAAGAGAAGGUGUUUGUGCUGCUAGUUUACCCACUACCAUGGCCGUUGUUGCUGGAUUCCUGGUACAAAAUACUCUCAAGUAUUUAUUAAGUUUUGGAGAUGUGACUUAUUAUUUAGGUUAUAAUGCAUUACAAGAUUAUUUUCCAACUAUGACAUUACGACCUAAUCCACAAUGUGAUGAUAAUUACUGUAUAAAACAACAACAAGCGUUUCAGAUCAAAGAAGCAACUAAACCAAAAGUAGAGAAAACUGAAGACAAAGUAGAAGAAAUAGUUCAUGAUGAUAAUGUCUGGGAAAUACAGCUUGUAUCUGAAACAACAGAAGAUGAAUUAAAAGAAGCUGACGGUCAGGUUCCAAAUUUGGUUGAAGGACUAAAAGUUGCUUAUACAACACCUGCUCCAACACAGGCCUCUAACGAGAAGACCGUAGACAGCACCGAAAAAUCUUUAGAUGAAUUAAUGAAAGAAAUGCAGGGAUUAUAACCCAUGGACUGUUUUAACUGAUUAUGCCAGUAUUUUAACUGAGGAAUUUAACUUUGAAAAUGGUGUUUGUUGUGUCUGAAACUUGGGUUAAUAUGACCAAAUAUGGACAUAUAUUCAUCAACAAUGUUAAAGUUGAUAAUGUUAUUAUCAAUUUAUAAAAUGAACAAUGUCCAAUCUUUGCAUGGAGUAACAACGUGUUAUACCGUAUCUACCAUUAUCUAAAACUGAUAAAAUCGACCUGAAACAAUGUCGCUCUGUCCUUUAUUAUAACAAUAGGUUUAUUAACUUAUAUUAUUAUCUUUCAAGGCCCUUAUUGAGAAUUUUUUAUUUCUGUAUUAUAAUUUAUUUGAAGGAGAUAUAUUCAUAAACACUAGUUUAAUAGCGAAUUAUUAUUACUGUGUAAAAUCUAUAAUUUAUUUUGAAGAGAUUUAUAUCCAUCAGUUUAAAGAAAGUUCAUAUUACUGUGUAAAAUCUAUAUUAUUCUAGUCAGUACAAAUUCAGGGGCAUAGAAAUAAAAAAAAAAUACCCAUGGCAAUAAUUUUCAUUUUCACUAAAACAACAACCUCGUGGGUUUUCUCCGGGUCCUCCGGUUUCCUCCCACUGCUAAAGAAUCUACGUGCAAGCGAAUUAGUGAAAUAGAAUUGAACCAUGUGUUAGUCCCGUAAUGACUUAGUUUGUGUCGAGUGGACGUUAAACCCUCUCACUCUCCCCCCCCCCUCUCUCUAUCUCGCUAACAUAUGUCUACUAUAAUUGUUCAUGUCUUGGUGAUAUAAAUACCUGUAGAUAUUUGGAAGUUGUCAUCCAGACUCGCUGAACAUCAGGGCGAAUAUUGGUCGUGUUUUCAGUGUCUCGUGUUUUCAGUCUCUUGUGAGUUGUAACUGGAUGAUAAACUGAUAUGUUUCUGUUUUCAUACUAUUCAUAUACUCUAUGAUUUUAUUAUACACGCCCACAUUUCUUAUUAGACUAUAUUGUGAUCACCCAUGUCAGUCGGCAUACAAACUAUCUUGUACCAGUUAAAAAACAUCUGGUUGCUAUGGUAGAAUAGUUACAUAAAUUGUUAUAAAUCAUUUGUUAAUAGUUCAUUAAACACAAAAUGAAUAAUGUUGGUUUUAGAGGGAAGUUGGUUUUCUUCAUUUAAAAUAUUUAUAUAUAUAUUUAUGUGUAUGCUGUAAGAUGUUCAUAUUUAUAAUAUUGUUGAGUGAAUCAGCUGAAAUAAUUAAUGUUAAUACCAUGUCGAUGAACUGCUGUUGUAAGGACAGAUACAAAAAAAAACUGAAAUCAUAUUAUAGCCGUUGAUUGUAAUCUAAGGACAGAAACAUAAGGUUAUCAAAUAUCUACAAAAAACCCAUGAAAUCAUAUUACAGCCGUUGAUUGUCAUUUUUGAAAGUUGAAUCUAUAGAAGGAAUAUUGUUGACACAUCUGAUUGGUGACAAUGUGAUAUUUUCUUAAAAAUAAUAAAAGCUGUUUUCCGAAUCAGAUUAAAGCAACCCAAACAAUAUAUAAAAUUUGAAAGCCUGACUGUGGGCGAUAUAACAGGUAAUUGUAUUGGAUGAUGGAAUUGAGAAUCAAACGAGUUUCAAGAUGUAAAUAUUUGUAUAUUUACUUUAUAUAUAGGAUCUAUCAGCUUUAUAUGUGUAUAUAUAAUAAAUCUACUGUUGAUCAGUCAAAAAUUAAA